AUGGAUUUGGGACCACAUUCUCCAAAGGUCCCGGUUAUGCAGUUGCGAAGUUUGAGGCAGCCCUUGAUCAAAUACAUUAUUGGUAAUGGAUUACAUACUUUCUUGUGGCCUGAUAAUUGGCAUCCCCUUGGUCCCCUCUAUGAUAAAUUUGGUGAGAGUGUUGUCUACACUCUUGGAAGAUCACUGUCUUCAAAGGUUUCAACAAUUAUCCAAAAUGAGGAUUGGAAGUGGCCUCAUCAAAGGAAUAGGGUCACUCAAUCCAUCAUGGCCCAUACUCCCUCAGAUUUUAAGCCAGACUGUGGUAAGGAAGAUUCUGUAGUGUGGCUUCCCCAUCCACAAGGGUUUUCUAAGUUGAACACUAGGGAUAGACUUCUUUCUUGGGGCAUGGUUGUGGAUGGCGGUUGUACUUUCUGUAAUAUUGGCCAAGAAUCUCAUCACCACCUUUUCUUCCAGUGCCCAUUGUCCGUUUCUGUGUGGAGUGAAGUUUGGAGGAGGUCAUCAAUUGAUCAUAUCCCUCCUUCAUUGACUAAUAUAGUAGCCUGGUUUGUCCAGAAUGUCAAGGGGACUGGUUUUAAAAGUAGCGUGUUGAAAACUGUGUUAGCUGCUACUGUUUAUACUUUAUGGAUGGAACGGAACCAAAGGAUUUUUCAACAGAAGGCCUUAUCUAGGGACCAGCUUGUCCUUCGUACAGUUUCUUGUAUUAGAGAAGCUCUGAGUCUGAAGAGGGAUGUUAUACAGUCCCAAGUGAACAGAGAUCUGAGGUUUUUGGCUGUUAAGCAUAGGUUUUGGGCUGCUAAAGUUGUAUAG
Rhododendron vialii is the source of this 807-nucleotide messenger RNA. RefSeq lists its product as uncharacterized. Lineage: Eukaryota; Viridiplantae; Streptophyta; Magnoliopsida; Ericales; Ericaceae. The transcript has 3 exons. The record is from RefSeq and is a predicted model, not a curated record. Bases 1 to 807 code for a protein of 268 amino acids.